Notodromas monacha is the source of this 2360-nucleotide messenger RNA. NCBI's taxonomy places the organism in Eukaryota, Metazoa, Arthropoda, Ostracoda, Podocopida, Cyprididae. The record is from the annotation of a GenBank genome assembly.
AAUAAACUUACUCUGUAAUAAAUCUGUAUUCGUUUUAUUUCUUGUUGGAAGAAGAUGAUCGCGUCGCAGCUGCAGAGAAUUUCUCGGGGGUUUGUCGUUGGACCACGCCGCGGAUUUGCUACUGCAAGACUUCUGCGCCAUGGUCAUGGUGGGAUUCCGGGAGAUAACCUCCCUUUUGACCUUGGCGCCAAGUACAAGCUGUCCCUUUACUUUUUGGCCUUUUUCACCAGUGGUUGGAGUAUCCCAUUCAUUGCCUUGAAAUUCCACUUGGAAAAAUGAUGUCCUUUACGACAUACCGGAAUUUAUUCAUUUUUAGAUUAAUCUUUCAUUGUGAGAUGCGUUGAAUAAAGCAUUCUUGGUAACCUGCAUUAUACUGUACUGUACUUGCUGUGGGCAUCGUAAGCGGCAUUAGUACACGACCCGGUUACAGAUGGCGUUUUAAUCGUCGGCAUAUCUCCCGCUCUUCUCAGAAGAGAAGAUCUCGAGUGGUCCCGUGAAAUAGUUUUUUUGGUGCAUAUGAAUGUUAUCUGCGUCUUUUCGAAUGGCUUGGAGAUCUGGUUUGAUUUUGGGGUCAGAUUUUCAGGAGUUGCAUUGGAAGGUCGGCUUUUCCGUUGCUAAAAUGUGGGUGCUGUUUUUAUUUGAGUCAGUUAUUAUUGUGCUGAAGUCUUGAAGGAGAUCAGAGCACUUGAAUGUGGAAACCAGCUACCUUCAAUGAGAACCCUUUGGUGACAUCUUGACAAUACGCGGUCGAGUUGGCCGCAUUUUUCGUCCGCAUUUUUCGUUCCGAUCAUGUUUGUGGCCCCUACUCGCGCGCGGCGCAUAUACAUCAAAAUAUCUCCUCAGUUUGAGAUUUACUUACGUGAUGUCCAAUGCCGACCGUCGAGUUGUUUAUGUGACUGGGUUCGGGCCUUUUCGGGACGUGACGGAAAAUGCUAGUUGGGCUGCUGUUCGACUCUUACCCGAAACCGGCAUUGAAACCGAACUUAAUAUCAGAUUGGUGAUCGAAGAAGUUCCCGUGGCGUACGAUCAUGUUUCGAAUGAAACUUGCGAACGGUGGCGAGCAUUAUCACCCCACUUGGUAGUACAUGUGGGAGUUAGCUCAAAGGCGACUGAUGUCCAGUUAGAGACGAAAGCGAAUUGCGCCGGCUACAAAGGAUUAGAUGUCAAAGGGUGUGUUCCCAUUGAUGGAAAGUGCAAGCGAGAACUGGAUGAGGAUGCGUUCAUCUUGUCUGGGCUCGACUUAUCGUUAGUUGCGUCAAAUGUCAACAAACUCGGAUUGCCUUGUCAUGUAGCAACUUCAGAAAAUGCUGGAAGAUACUUAUGCGAAUUCAUCUAUUUCACUUCCUUGUGCGUGGACCGUAAACGAGUUUGCUUCAUUCACGUUCCACCGGAAAGUAUUUGCCAAUCGACUGUAAUAGCUUCUAUUUUGAAAGCUUGCAUUGGGGAAAUGCUAAAACAGCUGAAUGAAGCUGUAACCAGUGAUCCUCCUGUGAAUUCUUCGCAAGUGCAGUGAUAUUUCAUCUUCACGCAUUCAUGUCAGAAGUGAAUUGAGACAAUCCUGGUGCUUAUUUUAUCUGUACAGUAUUAUUGCAUUGAAAAUCCCUCCGGCAGCAAGGAACCAGCUAAAAUCACGCGAGGACCAAUCGUUUAUGGGAUGGAUUUGUUCUUCUUGAAAAUCUUUCUUGAUUUAUCUGGGACUAUAAGGCGUCAUUUUGGGAAUCAAUUGAAACGAACUUGAACAUUCGGAAUGCUCUGUGUUUGAACAUGUAUUGUACGUUUCUUACUGCGGGGCUUAGCGAUGUUAACUUUUGUACCUGGUGCUUUUUAAAUGGGAAGUUGAACCUCUCUAAGCAAAAGUUGGAGGGACUCCAGAAAAAUGUGGCUGAUGGAGGCCUCGAGGUUGGGAAUAUGGCAUGAUCUGUGUAGUUCAACCAAUGAAAAAAAUUCUAUGGCCCAAUUAUUGAGGAUGCAUCAUUUGGUGGUCUCCUACCUGCAGGACGUUUCCUAAUGCCUUCCGUGAAGCAUAAUUUGCGUCUGUUUUGGAUCAAGUGUUCUAAAAUGUUGCCACAUUUUAUUAGCUUCAAGGCAAUGGGAAAUUCGACCAUGAGAGAUAGAGCCGAAAUGUUUUGACUUGGGGUGUUUUAAGGUGAUUUACCCGGGAUUCACUGGAGUAUAAGGGAUGAUUUUGUCUUGGAGAGGUUAAACUGUAUUGUCGGUUAUCCGUGUUCAUCAUCCAGAGCAAUCCUUAUGCACAAAAUGUGAGUUUCAAGUUCAACUAACAGUAUUUCCAUAACUAUGUAGUGAUAGUAAUGGAUAAGAAAUCUAAUGAGUGGAAAUAGAGUGAAAAACUUAUGCCUGAA